UCGCGCGGCCCCCGACUGGCCCGCUGACCCGCCGCCGGGUGUGAGGGCCGCUCGCUCAGCCUCGGCGGCCCGGCUCUUCUUCCCCGGUCGCCGCCCUUCUCUGGGUCCUCUGCGAGGCGCAGAGAGCACCUGCCGGUCCCAUGAGUGCGGGCGGGGUAGUCACGGAAAGAUGAUGACCAGGAGGAGGAAGGACUCUCCCCAUUCAAAUCGGAAGCUUUCAGACCGUGGCUUGUAGCUCUGCCCCGGGAGGUCGGAAUGUCCCUGGCUGCUUAUUGUGUCAUCUGUUGCAGAAGAAUAGGAACUUCAACUCCUUCACCAAAAAGCAACACAUACUGGAGAGAUGUCCGAAAAAUAAUAAAGUUUACUGGAUCACUGAUUUUAGGAGGUUCUUUAUUUCUUACAUAUGAAGUCCUGGCGCUGAAGAAGUCUUUGACAUUAGAUACUCAAGUGGUAGAAAGAGAAAAAAUGAAGUCAUAUAUAUAUGUGCACACAGUUUCUUUAGAUAAAAGAGAAAAUCAUGGAAUCACCUACCAGGCAAGAAAAGAGCUUCACAAAGCAGUAAGAAAAGUAUUGGCAACAUCGGCAAAGAUAUUACGGGGUCCAUUUGCUGACCCUUUUAGUACAGUUGACGUAGAAGAUCAUGAAUGUGCUGUGUGGCUGCUCCUGAGGAAGAGUAAGUUGGAUGACAGGACAGCACGAUUGCAGGCUGUGCAGGAAAUGUCAGAGACCCACCACUGGCAUGAUUACCAGUACAGGAUAAUCGCUCAAGCCUGUGAUCCGAGGACUCUUAUUGGUUUGGCACGAAGCAAAGAGAGUGAUCUUCGCUUUUUUCUCCCACCACCUAGUUUGCCAUCUUUAACAGAAGAUUAUUCCAUUGAAGAAGAGCUCAGACAGUUGCUGGCUUCUUUACCUCAAACGGAGCUAGAUGAGUGUAUCCAGUAUUUUACAUCUCUGGCUCUGAGCGAAAGCAGUCAAAGCCUAGCCGCUCAGAAGGGUGGCCUGUGGUGUUUUGGAGGAAAUGGACUUCCUUACGCUGAAAGCUUUGGAGAAGUUCCUUCAGCUACAGUGGAAAUGUUCUGUUUAGAAGCUUUAAUAAAACAUUCUGAGAUGCCUACACACUGUGAUCAAAUUGAAGCAAACGGAGGCUUGCAGCUACUUCAGAGGCUGUACCGACUUCACAAGGACUGCCCUAAAAUACAGAGAAACAUAAUGCGCAUCAUUGGAAAUAUGGCCUUGAAUGAGCAUCUUCAUUCUCCUAUCGUUCGCUCAGGCUGGGUCUCCCUGCUGGCCGAAGCUAUGAAGUCUCCCCACAUCAUGGAGGCCUCACACGCCGCCAGGAGCCUGGCUAAUCUAGACCGAGACACCGUGCGAGAGAAAUACCAGGACGGCGUGUACGUGCUCCACCCCCAGUACCGCACGAGUCAGCCCAUUAAAGCAGAUGUCCUUUUUAUUCAUGGCCUGAUGGGAGCAGCGUUCAAAACAUGGCGCCAGCAGGACGCUGAGCAUCAGGGUCCAACUGACGAGGCUUCAGAGGACGAAGCCAGGCAUACGACAUGUUGGCCCAAGACGUGGUUAGCGAGAGACUGUCCUGCUCUCCGAAUUAUAUCUGUGGAGUAUGACACCAGCCUCAGCGACUGGAGAGCGAGGUGCCCGAUGGAAAGAAAGUCCAUUGCAUUCAGGAGCAACGAACUUCUUAGGAAGCUCAGAGCUGCUGGUGUUGGGGACAGGCCGUUGAUUUGGGUGUCACAUAGCAUGGGAGGUCUUCUUGUCAAAAAGAUGCUGUUGGAGGCCUCUAAGAAGCCAGAAAUGAAUACUGUUAUAAACAAUACUAGAGGAAUCGUUUUUUAUAGCGUCCCUCAUCAUGGGUCCCAUCUGGCUGAGUACUCUGUUAAUAUUCGCUAUCUUCUCUUUCCCUCACUGGAAGUCAAAGAACUCAGCAAGGAUUCUCCUGCACUUAAAACACUACAGGAUGACUUUCUGGAGUUUGCUAAAGACAAAAACUUCCAGGUGCUGAAUUUUGUAGAAACACUGCCCACCUACAUUGGCAGCAUGAUCAAACUCCACGUGGUGCCCGUGGAAUCAGCAGAUUUAGGCAUUGGAGAUCUAAUUCCUGUGGAUGUUAACCAUUUGAACAUUUGUAAGCCAAAGCAAAAGGAUGCUUUUUUGUACCAGCGUACCUUACAAUUCAUCCGUGAAACUUUAGCCAAAGACCUUGAAAACUGACUCUUAUCUUCUUCCAUUUUUCAUAUGUGAACACAGUGCAAGAAAUUUGGUGUUGUCUUUCUCUUUCAGCUCUAAGCAAUCAUGCAGACAUAGUCACUAUGGCAUCCACUGUAGUGGUCUGGGGCAUCUCGCAGGCAACAGAAUAUUGUUCUCAGUUCACGCGCUGUAAAGCACAAACGUGGAAGUGGCGAUCAGAGAAUGAAGGCUAGACUGGAUUCUUUUGAUUUACAAGCAGUUCCACGUGUGCCAGUUGAUGCUUGGCAUUGUUGUCCUGGUGACAAGGAGCAAGCUGCUGUGGAUGGAGAAUGCCUUUUGUUACCUGUGGCUGUUUCCAGCUCGUGCUAGGAGGAGCACCAAUGGCUUCUGAAGGGAGAGCCAUCACCAAUGCCACAAAAACACCGUUUGGAGAGUACCUAGAAUGAACUAGAGCAUAAAAGACUGCUUUGUUCUGGGUUUCCGUGUGCUGCAAAUUUUUUAAAACAUGUCAGUGUAAGCCUUUGUCUAACGUGUUAACUUUGUUGGACCUGUUGUCAUCCAUGGAGCAGUUCCUUGUAAGUUUUUAUUUUCGUAUUGCUGAGAACAAAUAUUCCUCUUUUUAAAAAAACUCUCUAGUAAUUCUUUCCAGACUGUUGCUACCUGUACGUUUAUUUUUUCCCAGAUAAAGUAGCUAAUCCAUUAUUGAUCAGAGUGUGAAAUAAAAGUGUUCUAAGCUAUUAUAUAUAUUAGCAAAUACUUAGUAUUGAGAUUCUCACAUUCUUUUUAACUAAUAAAGUAUUCCUUUCUUUCCUGCUCAUUUGAAAUUGG
Equus caballus (horse) is the source of this 3027-nucleotide messenger RNA. RefSeq names its product serine active site containing 1 (gene SERAC1). The record is from RefSeq and is a predicted model, not a curated record. Lineage: Eukaryota; Metazoa; Chordata; Mammalia; Perissodactyla; Equidae.